Messenger RNA from Diuraphis noxia (Russian wheat aphid), 2765 nucleotides. It is a transcript of the gene jumu, whose product is annotated as Forkhead box protein N4 jumeau. Gene Ontology annotation, molecular function: DNA-binding transcription factor activity, RNA polymerase II-specific; transcription cis-regulatory region binding. Gene Ontology annotation, biological process: regulation of transcription by RNA polymerase II. NCBI's taxonomy places the organism in Eukaryota, Metazoa, Arthropoda, Insecta, Hemiptera, Aphididae. The record is from RefSeq and is a predicted model, not a curated record.
GUGUAUAACGUAUUUACGCGCAGCGCUCUCGCCUCCGUCGCCCACCGCUCCCCCGCGCCGGCCCGCCCACUGCAGUGUACGCGCACACACGAAUGAUCGUCGUUCCCGGUCGUUCCACACCUAGCGCGCCAAUUUCUCGUCGUGUUUAUAUUAUUUUUGUUUUUUUUUUCUCUUGUUUUCACGAAUUCACGUAUCACUCGCGCCGGUCGCUUCGACUGUCGAUAAUUGUUCGCGGAUCGUUUCGUCGUGAAUAAAUACCGUCGAGGUGCUUCAGUCGAWCCAGUGACUACGUACACCGCGUCAAAUAUCGUCGUCGCCGCCACUAUCUCGCAUUUUAUUUCGUUGUAUGUAUUGACGCUAUUGUAACAUUACCGGCGUACUACCCCGUAACCAGUAACCACCACCACCACCACCACCGUUUACGCUGGACAUAACCACGGCCGCAGACGGAACCGACAGAGAAUCAUCACGGCGGUCGAGAUAGCGUACCGGUUUACUACGCACGGACACGUUUACGACGUACAGUUAUAUCAAUUAAAAAAACAUCAUGGAUCUUGGAACAUUAGAUAGUCUUACUUUUUAUCAAGACUGUAUAGACUUUGACAUGAAAAGUGAUUAUGAUCGUGUUUUAUCAAAUAGUAGUUUCAACUAUGAUGAUUCCUUGUCAUUAAAUGAUGACAACAUGAUGUCCAUGAUGGAUCCGCUCAAUUCUGGAUUAUGGCUCAAUUCUGAUUCAGAUUAUCACCAUCAUUUAGACUUCAUGGAAGGUGACUUGGAGUCAGCUAUCAUGGUUAAUCCUAAUUCUGUAAUACCAUCAUCUGCAGCAGCUGCUGAAAUUAAAGUUAAAGAAGAAUCAGUUGAACCAGUUUUACCGAAUACAUAUACGCCUUUUACAAUUAAACAAGAGAAGCUUGAACCAGUUGAACCUCAAGAAGUUAAGAUUAAGUUACCUGAAAUUAGUCCAGAAUGCAUUAAUAUAAAAUCUGAAAAAUCACCAUUAGAAAUAACUAAAGUGGAAGAACUUAAACCUAUACCAAAAGCUAUUAGGCUAUCUGAUUUGUUAAGUCAAACAUCGAGUACUGGACACCAGAAGACUGAAUUAAUGACUGUACGUGUAACAAUGCCAUCAGCUUUGCCCACCCUAAAGACAACUGUAACUACUAGGACAGUUCCUAUUUCUUUUGUUAAUAAUACUAUUUCCGGACAUUACAAAAUUGUUAGGCCUAAGCAACAAAUAAAACCUAUUCAAUCAAGAAUCAAUGGCAACAAAAUUAAUGAAAAUAUGGGCUUAUAUCCAAGACCUACUUAUUCCUACUCAUGCUUGAUCGCUAUGGCAUUAAAAAACUMAAGCUCUGGAUCCUUACCUGUUUCAGAAAUUUACAAUUUUAUGUGCAAACAUUUUCCUUAUUUUAAGACUGCCAGUAGCGGAUGGAAGAACUCUGUUCGUCACAACCUUAGUUUGAAUAAGUGUUUUGAAAAGAUUGAAAAGCCGAUUGGUAGUACGGGCGCACCAAGGAAAGGAUGUUUAUGGACGAUGAAUCCUAGCAAAAUAUCAAAAAUGGAUGAUGAGAUGCAAAAAUGGUCGCGUAAAGAUCCUUCUGCAAUUAGGCGUGCAAUGCUAAAUCCUGAACAUUUGGAUUUGCUUGAACGUGGCGAGAUGAAUGAAUGCUUUGAUCGACGUGACAGUUAUUACUUUGAUGAUGAAGAAGAAGAGGAAGAAGAAAUAAUCAGUCAAGAAAUGACAUCAGAAGACGACAGAAUCAGUGAUGUUGAAGAAGAAUCUGAUAAUGAGUCAAGAGCUGAUAAGGAUGAUUCACCAUAUCAACUAAUAACAUUUGGCCUAGAUGACUUAGCUAACCUUAAUGACCUUGGCAAUGAUAUUGAUGAUGAUGAAGAAAUUGAGGAGAGUUCAAAUGAUGGUAGUUUCGGCAUUGAAGCUUCAGAAUACAAAACAAACUUUGACGAUUUGAUAUCUGUUCAAGAUAUGCCUAUGACAUAUGUAGUUCAGCCUCAAAAUAAGACUGUAAUCAACAAUAAACGACCGUAUCAACAACCUUUAUAUAAAGGUAGUUAUGUGUUAACUAAAAAUGUUACAUCAAAUGUACCAAGUCCAAAGCGAAAAUUCAUCAGCAGGCCCGUAUCAAUAUUAAGAAAUAUUUAAUAUGAACAUUUGAUGUAACGCAAGAAUAACAUACAGGCCUUGAUUAAUUGCAAUAUUGGUAAAAUGCAUAAUUUGCUGAUAACCCAAUUUUAAUAUUUUAGUCAUAUUAAUUUCAUUUUGGUACUUUUGAGUCUGAAUAGUCAAAUUACAAUGGGUUACAUAUCAAGUGUGUUAUGUAAUAUAAAUGUAUACAAUUUAAUUUUGUGAUGAUUUUCGUGAUUAUUUGAAACAGUAAAUACCACAUAAUAUGUAGUUUUUAUUUGUAUGUGUACUGUGUAGACAUAAUUAUAGACUGCUAAAUUAAGUUCCCAAUGGUCAAUUACUAGCUAUUACUUCUAUAAUAUAUUUAUUUUAUUUCUUGAUAUAAKAAAAAUAAAUAGUUUUAUUUAACUGCUGUACUUUUAUUUGUUCAAGGAAGUAUAUAAAUCACAUUCAAUUAAUGUAUUUAACAGAAGUUAAACUUAGUUCUUCAUACAAAAAUAAUUAUUAUGAUUUCUAAUUUGUUCUAUUUUAUCAAUUUAUUUCCUUUUUAAUCGCUUAGACUCAAUAUUACUUACAUAAGUAUAUAAUUUUUGUAUAAUAUAUGUUUAAAUUUGAUGACGGU